AUGGAUAAUAAACCCAGUUUAAGCCAAUACUUUGGCGGAAGUGAAGUACCGCCUGCUUCCCAAUUUUUCGAUGAAAUCGGAACGUCACCCUCUGAAAUGAUUCAAAGUGUUUAUUUAGGAGAUUCAGAAACACGGCCUCAAACUACAGGUACGGGUAUGUUUGGACAAAACAUGACGACAUCCUUUACCCAACUUAACAUGCCCCAGGAAAUGAAUUUCACAAAUGUUUUACCAACUGUGAGCGGUUCUACAGCAAUUCCUGCAACCAGUCUGCCAGAUCCGUCUACGUUUUUUGAUACUAUCGGACCUGAGCCACAGAUUGGGCCAACAAAAAGUAAUAUAAUGUCUACAUCAGUCCUGACUGAUGCUAUAGAUGGCUUAAGCAUCAAGAAUCAACCAGUGGAUAAAGAGGCUGAUAGACGAAGAGAUGCAUGGAUACCAAAUGAAGAAGCUAAGAAAACCCUCUUAAAGGCACAAUCAUCACCUAAGGGUUCAUUUUUUCCAGAAAGAGAAGUUCUUACAAUGCCAGGCUUAGUGCUUGAAGAGGAAUUGGCAGAUGCGUUACAAGAAGUAGCAGUGAAGUACCUUGGAGUGAGCUCAGCAGGAAGCCGGGGGGUGGUCAGAGCGGAGCAUGUUAGUAGGGAUGAAGCAGGGUUACGUGAAUUACUACGUACGGGGUAUUUGAGGGCUGCUGUUAAUUUGACUGCUACUUUGAUUAGUGCCGCUGGACAGGGGGCAGGUCGUAUGCACAGACCAACGAAGCAUACGCCAAGAUCGCUACAACUUUGGCUUACUCGGUUCGCAGUAAUGUGCCGUAUCAAACUAUAUGAACCACUGUUGAAGGAGUCCGAACCUUUUGGGGAUUUUAGCAAGCCAGAUAUGUUUUAUCAGUUCUAUCCAGAUGCAUAUGAGAAUCGAACUGGUAGUCUAGUGCCGUUUUCAUUGAGGCUUCUCAUCUCCGAACUGCCAAUGCACGUGGGCAAGCCUGAGGAUGCCAUGGACAGGCUGUAUGCAAUGCUUGAUGUUAUACAGCAGAUGAUUGCAAAUCUAAAUGAGGGUAAAAGUGAAGAUGGAUCUAUAAAUAUAUCUACAGAAGAUAAGAACGAGUCAUUGCGCUUAUGGAGUGGGCGACGCACUAGAGUUCUACAUUCGGUGGUCAACUGUGCCAUUGCGUUGAAGGAUUACCGUCUAGCAGCAAAGAUUCUAACUUCUUUAAUAGAACAUUCGAGUACUCCUCAGCAGCAGAGAGCCUUGUUGAGUGCACUCUGCCGCGUGGCGUUGCUCGCGGGACACGUGCGUGCCGCGGUGGACUAUUGCAAUAGGGCUAAAGACUUUAGGAACCAUAUAUGUCCAACGCCCGAUGUAAGAGAAUAUGUAGAUCUUGGUCUCAUCGACAUCGCCCAUGGGAAAUAUCAAGACGCGUACAAUAACUUUGCCAGGGCAGCUGAUCAAGAGCCCACUAAUAUUAUGGUAGCAAAUAAUCUAGCAGUUUGUCUUCUCUAUAUGGGUCGUUUAAAAGAAGCUAUUUCAGUUCUUCAGAAAGCCAUACAUUCUGACCCAGAACGUGGUCUUAAUGAAAGUCUUCUUAUUAACUUAUGCACAUUAUAUGAACUAGAAUCUUCUAAAACACAUGAAAAGAAACUAAAUCUAUUAAGAAUGUUGUGUAAACACAAAAGUGACACAAUACCAAAUGUACUUGAAUGUUUGAAACUGACC
This is a messenger RNA of Brenthis ino (lesser marbled fritillary), 1716 nucleotides long. The record is from the annotation of a GenBank genome assembly. NCBI's taxonomy places the organism in Eukaryota, Metazoa, Arthropoda, Insecta, Lepidoptera, Nymphalidae.